Loa loa (African eye worm) is the source of this 252-nucleotide messenger RNA. RefSeq lists its product as hypothetical. The transcript has a single exon. The record is from RefSeq and is a predicted model, not a curated record. Bases 1 to 252 code for a protein of 83 amino acids. Lineage: Eukaryota; Metazoa; Nematoda; Chromadorea; Rhabditida; Onchocercidae.
AUGAGACGCGGUCUCAUCGCAGCUUCCUCUGAAAUCUUCAUCGAAUGCGCAGGAAAAAACGAUUUACAUGAAAGCCUGGUUCAACAGCGAAAGCUACAUCAUCACAAGGUCUCAACCUGCUCGAUACAGCAGUACCAAAAAGAAGACAUUGUUAAAGCAUUGAUUUGCAUUAAAUCUGACGUUACUAGUUGUGGUUCACUGGGCGUACAGUAUUGCCAAUGGGUGUCGCUCAUUCGGCUCACGUAUGGUUGA